Molecule: messenger RNA, 2904 nt
Organism: Neoarius graeffei (lesser salmon catfish)
Lineage: Eukaryota; Metazoa; Chordata; Actinopteri; Siluriformes; Ariidae
Exons: 2
Coding region: 450-1463 (337 amino acids)
Source: RefSeq, a predicted model, not a curated record
UUCAUUACAUACAGCUUAAACUCAAUAAAAUGCUUCAUUUGAUUCAUGAUAAACUAUAUUUGAAGGUCAACUUAUAUGUAAUCAUUAGGUAUAGAAACAGAAAUGUGUCAAAUUGAGCAUGCACACUGCAGAACAUAAUGUGGAUGCAAGUGUCUCAUACCAUCCCCACAUCAAUCAGAUUCCAAGGCACUCUAGUAAAUGUUCACACCUGUAUUUAGAACGAGCCACUUGCAAUCAGAUUGACUAUUUAAAUGACUAGAAUGAGCAGGCUCACAGUUUUCAAGAUGGCAUCUUUGGCUCCAUGUUUUAUUGGAGCUGUGUUGGGAUGUGCUGAAGACUGCCACAGGUUGGAUUACACCAAGAGUUAUGCAAUGUAAGUCUAACUACUUUAAUACUUACUUUACAUUAAUACUUUUCUUGCAACUUUGCUGAUUGACCAUCAUUUUGACAUGUUAUGCUUCUAUUGUUUCAGACCAAGACAACUGGUAUCCAUCACUUCUCUGUCAAAAGAUGACCAAAUGCUCCUGAAGCACAGGUGUAGUCUGCAGGAUGAUGUACCACCUGAUGCAACUAUAUGUUUGUACCAUAAGAAAAUAAACCUGGAUUGUUACUCUUCUCUACAAAAAAACUGCAGCAACCCAUAUGGCUUACAUGCAAGACCUAUGAAAAAAAAUCUUCGCAUCAUCUCUCUGUCCCAAGCAGAGGCCAUUGGAAAGACAUCUGUAAAGGCUGGAAUGAAAGAAGACAUAAAAGACCAAUUGGAUAAGUGCUUCACUGCUAUUGGACUUUCCCCAUGUAAAAUCUCACGAGUCAGUCCCAGGGAUAAGGAAGUGUACAUUAAGAGAAAGGUUGAAGAAGUUGGCCACAAGACCAAGGAAAUGCUACAUUGGUGUGCUGCAGUCCCUUCAACGUCAUGGGCUGCUCCUAUGAUGACCACAUCAUCUGCUGAUGUGAGUGAUGUUGGCUAUCUUGUCACAGCUUUGAAGCAAAAGUUAUCAAUCACGACUGGAAAGCAGGAGCAGAUCAAGUUAUUAACUUUGGUACCACAAAGCUGGAGUAUUGCAAAGACCAUUGAUGAAUUUGGUGUUAGUGAGCGUCUAGUCAGACGAGCAAGAGAUCUGCGCUUAGAACAUGGUAUUUUGCCUGUCAUCACACCCUCAAUAGGAAGACCACUGAGUACAGACACUGUAAACAAAGUUAUUGCAUUUUUUCACCAGGAUGAUAUUUCUAGACCACUGCCUGGUAAAAAAGAUUUUAAGAGUGUCAAAGAAGGAGACAAGAGAGUACACAAGCAAAAAAGAUUAAUUGUAAUGAAUCUGAAUGAAGCCUUCCAGCUAUUCAAGCAAUCAAACCCUGACCUGAAGAUAGGAAUCUCCAAAUUUUGCUCACUCCGUCCCAAGGAGUGCAUAACUGUAGGUGCUAGAGGGACACAUUGUGUGUUUGUGUGUACCACCAGAAUGUGAAGCUAAUGCUUUCUGCUUUCCCAACUGAAAACCAAGCAGAGAAAAUCACCCACACAGAUCUCCUGAACCAUUUUGUGUGUUCCACACAGAACAUGGAAUGCAUGUUACACAGGUGUGAAGAGUGCCCAGGAUCCACAAAUCUAGAACACUUUUUGAAUGACAAAGUAAGUGAUGAUGUAGACAACAUUAGCUUCAAGCAGUGGGUGACAACUGACAGAACAACUCUUUUGGACUACACCAUCUCAACAGAAGACUACCUGGAUUUGCUCAUGGAAAAAGUAAACCAACUGUCGGUUCAUCACUUUAUUGCAAAGCAUCAAAGUCAUCGUUUAUGCCAACUGAAGGAAGAACUGCACUCAGAUGAAUGCAUCAUACUUCUUGACUUUGCUGAGAAUUACUCUUUUAUUGUUCAAGACGCCGCCCAGGGUUACCACUGGGAUAACUCCCAGUGUACCCUGCAUCCUUUUGUGAUCUACUACACGGAGGAUGACCAGCUUAAAUGUUCAAGUAUGUGCAUAGUGAGUGAUUGUCUUAAGCAUGAUACAGAAGCUGUGUACACUUUUCUGUGCAGUGUUAUACCCGAAGUGAAGAAGUUGCUGCCCACUUUGAAGACCAUUCACUAUUUCAGUGAUGGAGCUGCUGCUCAUUAUAAAAACCGCAAAAGCUUUAUCAAUCUGCUUUAUCACUCAUAAGACUUCGGUGUUUCUGCGGAAUGGAACUUCUUUGGAACAUCACACGGUAAGUCACCAUGUGAUGGAAUAGGUGGCACAGUAAAGCGAGAGGCUGCAAGAGCGAGUCUGCAGGCCACUGAUACAAACCACAUCCUAACCCCUGAAGACCUCUUCAAAUGGGCGGAAAAAAACAUCCUAGGGGUGAAAUUUAUGUGGAUAAGCAAAGAAAGUGUAAAGUCCAUGGCUGACAAGCUGGAAAGCAGAUUCGCAAAGGCAUUCACGGUGCCAGGUACUAGAGAUAAUCACUGUUUCAAGCCAGUCAAUGCCACAACAAUUGAGGUCAGCAGUGUGUCUGGAAUUGCUGGAUUUUUGGUCAACUAUGAGAGAGAACAUAUUGAAGAAGAGUUUUCACAUGGCCUCCAGAUCAGUGACAUGACACCUGGCCAAUAUAUAACCUGUGUUUAUGACCAUCACUGGUGGGUUGGAAGCAUCAGAGAGACAUCUGAAGAUCAGCAAGAUGUUCAGAUACAAUUUAUGCAUCCACAUGGCCCAGCAAAAAGUUUCUUCUGGCCAAUGAGAGAAGAUUUGUGCUGGGUACCUGUGCAACACAUCAUCUCUAAAAUAGAUGCUCCUAGAACUACAACUGGACGUCUAUAUACAAUUCAGGAAUGUGACAUCGAAGCAUCUGAAAGAUUCAUUAAAGAGUUCAGAUAAUUUACAAUAGCUUUCCCUAAGUUGCCAAUGCAUACAGGUUUUUUUUUUUUUUCUUU